AUGAAGAUAAAUCGAUAUAAUAUGGCAAUUAAAUAAAAUAAUCAAUGGAUUUCUUAGUAGAUAUUAAUUGGAGAUAAUCAUUAUAUCUAUUGUUUAAUAGUAAAUAAUAAUUAAGAUUUAAUUAUAUCAGGAAGUUAUGAUUAUACUAUUAAAUUUUGGAUGAAAAAGAAUGAAUGGACGUAUUAUAAAACAAUAAAAGAUCAUUCUAGUUAUGUUUAUGGAUUAAGUACAAACUAAUAAUAAAAUAGAGUGAUAUCUUGUGGUUAUGAUUAAUUAAUAUUAAUAAUGGAAUAAUAAGGAUGCAAUAAAGAAUAGAUUGUAAUAUAAAAGAUUACAGUUGAAUAAUCUACAUAUAGAAUAAGUUUAUUGAUAAUAAUAUGUUCACAUUAUCAUAGAAAUAAAAAGAAUAGAUCUAAGUGUAUGAGAUGA
Messenger RNA from Paramecium primaurelia, 429 nucleotides. NCBI's taxonomy places the organism in Eukaryota, Ciliophora, Oligohymenophorea, Peniculida, Parameciidae. The record is from the annotation of a GenBank genome assembly.